AUGGCCAAUUUCACUCUGAGUGGGUUUCUUCUGAUGGGAUUUUCUGCCAUGCCUGAGGUAGAAAUCUUACUUGCUUCUCUGUUUUUGGUCUUAUAUCUGGUGGCUUUAACUGGCAACAUCCUCAUUAUCACCACAACUUUCAAGGACAACAGUCUCCACUCACCCAUGUAUUUCUUCUUGAAACAUCUCUCCUUCCUGGACCUGUGCUACAUUUCCGUGACUGUGCCAAGGUCCAUUUACAACACAUUCAUGCACAGUGGCUACAUUUCCCUUGGGGAAUGCAUAGUGCAGUGUUUUGCUUUUGCUCUCUGUGCUUCUGCUGAGCUGUUCAUGCUCACGGUGAUGUCUUAUGAUCGCUAUGUGGCCAUCUGCCUUCCACUGCACUACGAAAUCAUCAUGGAUGUCAGCAAAUGCGUCCACGGUGUCUUAGGCGUCUGGAUCAGUGGGGUCAUAACUGGAGCCAUGCACACAGCUGGCACAUUUUCCAUUCACUUCUGUGGGUCCCAUAUCAUUCACCAGUUCUUCUGUGACAUCCCUCAGCUCCUGAAACUUUCUUGUUCUAGUGAGUAUAUGAACGAGUUUGGGGUCAGUGUCUUUUUGUCGCUAAUGGCAUUUCUUUGCAUCACCUUUAUUGGACUGUCCUACAUCCAGAUAUUCUCUACUGUCCUGAGAAUGCCAUCUGCUGAGGGCAGAGCAAAGGCAUUUUCCACUUGCCUUCCCCACCUCGCUGUCAUCAUUUUAUUUAUUUCGACAGGUGUCUUUGAGUUUCUCAAACCACCUUCUGACUCUCCAAGUGCACUGGACAUUUUUCUCACUAUUAUGUACACAGUUGUGCCCCCAACACUCAACCCAAUGAUCUAUAGCCUGAGAAAUAAAGCCAUAAUGGCAGCUGUAAAAAAGGUUUUCCAAAGAAGAAAAGCCUGA
Messenger RNA from Talpa occidentalis (Iberian mole), 924 nucleotides. Its product is annotated as olfactory receptor 14J1-like. Gene Ontology annotation, biological process: G protein-coupled receptor signaling pathway. Gene Ontology annotation, cellular component: membrane. The record is from RefSeq and is a predicted model, not a curated record. The coding region runs from base 1 to 924 and encodes 307 amino acids. Lineage: Eukaryota; Metazoa; Chordata; Mammalia; Eulipotyphla; Talpidae. The transcript has a single exon. Gene Ontology annotation, molecular function: odorant binding; olfactory receptor activity; G protein-coupled receptor activity.